AUGGCGUCAAAAGAUGAAAGUUCAAAGACGCAGCGCACAAUCUCUCCACAGGCGGACCAUACGAGCCCGAAGAAGAGGCGCAAAGUGAAUCACGCAUGCAUCUAUUGUAGGCGCUCGCAUAUGACCUGCGAUCUGGAUCGACCAUGUGCCAGAUGCGUGAAACGGAGCAUUGGCCAUUUGUGUCACGAUGAACAACGAGACUCUGGGAAGGGGAUGAAGAAUGAUCAAGCCAACACCACGUCAAAUAGCGGAGCUGCUGUCAAGCAGGAAAAUUCUCUGCCGUACAUGCUAAGUCCUUCUGUUGACCAGCAGCAACUGGGUCACCAGGCGCUGCACGACUCCGGCGCGAAUGUAAUCACAAGGACAGCAGCACCGGAUAGUCAGGCAGACAAUCCGCAAUUCUUGCCGCAGUCGUCAGAUCCUAUUUCUCAAGGCCAGGGCCAGGUCUUCGGAGACAAGAAUCAGCAAUUUCCUGGCUACGGCGAUUGGAGUCUCGGAAAUCAAAAUCAGUUUUCGGAUAUGCAUAGCUUUCACCCAUCCUAUAUGUUCAAUGCACCUGACAUCACCAACGAGUAUAACCUUCUCAACGAGUUUCUAAGCAGUAGCUUACUUGAUGAUCCAACCGUCUUCCCGAACGACGAGAUUCAAGCGCUCAGUUCAGACACAUCAUUGAGCAAUACUCUAGCGGCCAGUCUCAAUGGUGGUAGCGGUCAAAGUUUGUUGAACUCACAGCAGACCCAGGCCUCUGGCCUAAUCCAGGGCCCUCUAGGACUAGAAACUGGCAUAUCGCGCCCAAAAAGUGUCAAACCCACCGACAAAGAGGAGGAGAAAUACUACAUGACCGUAGCCGAUCCCUCUGGUAAUGAUACUCCUGAGGAACGCAUGAACAAAGUCUUCAUGGCCAAGUACAAUGCCGGCAUGCUUAGGCCUUUCAACUACAUUCAAGGCUAUGCACGCUUGCAUCGCUACAUGGAUCAGAAUAUGCAGCCAGCAUCUCGUCAGCGAAUCCUGCGCCAACUGGACAAGUUCAGACCCAAAUUUCGCGAGCGCAUGCAGUCUCUGACGGAUAUGGAAUUGACGUUCGUAGAGAUGUGGUUUGAAAGGAGCUUGAUGGAAUAUGACCGGGUGUUUGCAAGUAUGGCAAUACCCGCCUGUUGUUGGAGACGAACGGGUGAGAUUUUCCGAGGCAAUAAGGAAAUGGCGGAGCUUAUACACGUUCCGAUCGAGAAGCUUAGGGAUGGCAAGCUAGCUCUUCAUGAGAUAAUUGUGGAGAAAGACCUAGUCAGCUACUGGGACAAAUUUCUCGCCAUCGCUUUCGACAAUUCGCAAAAAGCUAUGUUGACAACUUGUUCCUUAAAGAACCCAGACCUUAAGGCCUCUGAUCCCGAAAUAAAGUGCUGCUUCUCUUUCACGAUCCGCCGAGACAAUCAUAAUAUUCCUUCUCUGAUAGUGGGCAACUUUCUCCCUCAGGGCCCGAGGAAGACAUAA
Molecule: messenger RNA, 1488 nt
Organism: Letharia columbiana
Lineage: Eukaryota; Fungi; Ascomycota; Lecanoromycetes; Lecanorales; Parmeliaceae
Exons: 7
Coding region: 1-1488 (495 amino acids)
Biological process (GO): regulation of DNA-templated transcription
Cellular component (GO): nucleus
Molecular function (GO): RNA polymerase II transcription regulatory region sequence-specific DNA binding; DNA-binding transcription factor activity, RNA polymerase II-specific; zinc ion binding
Source: RefSeq, a predicted model, not a curated record